Molecule: messenger RNA, 1620 nt
Organism: Eutrema salsugineum
Lineage: Eukaryota; Viridiplantae; Streptophyta; Magnoliopsida; Brassicales; Brassicaceae
Product: 3beta-hydroxysteroid-dehydrogenase/decarboxylase
Exons: 10
Coding region: 139-1443 (434 amino acids)
Biological process (GO): steroid biosynthetic process
Molecular function (GO): 3-beta-hydroxy-Delta5-steroid dehydrogenase (NAD+) activity
Source: RefSeq, a predicted model, not a curated record
CUUUUUUUUUUUCUUUCUUUUCGCCGAACGAUCGCUGUCAAUCGUCGAGCGCCGCCGCUCUCGCUGUUGACUUUAACCUGCGCCGCCGCCGCCGUCCGUUUCCGCUCGCCGUUAACAUUUACUUCGGCGGAGAAGACAAUGGUGACGGAAGUUACGGAGACAGAGCGAUGGUGCGUCGUCACUGGUGGUAGAGGAUUCGCCGCAAGGCAUCUAGUGGAGAUGCUCGUACACUACCAGAUGUUCAACGUCCGCAUCGCCGAUUUAGCUCCGGCGAUACAGCUCGAGCCUCACGAGGAGACCGGAAUCCUCGGCGAAGCAAUGAGAUCUGGUCGAGUCGACUACGUCUCCGCUGAUCUCCGGAACAAAUCUCAAGUUGUUAAAGCUUUUCAGGGAGCUGAAGUGGUAUUUCACAUGGCAGCUCCAGAUUCAUCUAUCAACAAUUACCAGCUUCAUUACUCAGUUAAUGUUCAAGGGACAACAAAUGUAAUUGAUGCUUGUGUUGAGGUUGGAGUAAAGAGGCUCAUCUACACGAGCUCUCCGAGUGUCGUGUUUGACGGUGUCCAUGGUAUUUUGAACGCCGAUGAAACGAUGCCGUACCCAUCCAAGCACAAUGACUCAUAUUCAGCAACUAAAGCUGAAGGUGAAGCUUUGAUCAUGAAAGCGAAUGGAAGAAAUGGACUGCUCACUUGUUGCAUACGUCCUAGCAGCAUAUUUGGUCCCGGUGAUAAAUUAUUGGUUCCAUCUCUUGUAGCGGCUGCCAGGGCUGGGAAAUCCAAGUUCAUUAUAGGUGAUGGGAGUAACCUCUAUGAUUUUACUUAUGUUGAAAACGUUGUGCAUGCCCAUGUCUGUGCUGAGCGAGCUCUAGCAUCAGGAGGAGAAGUAUGUGCAAAAGCUGCAGGCCAGGCAUACUUCAUUACCAACAUGGAGCCGAUUAAGUUUUGGGAGUUUAUGUCACAGCUUCUUGAAGGACUUGGCUAUGAAAGGCCAAGUAUAAAGAUACCUGCGAUUAUCAUGAUGCCAAUAGCACAUAUUGUGGAACUGGCAUAUAAAUUACUGGGACCAUAUGGGAUGAAAGUACCACAGCUAACUCCUUCUAGAGUUAGGCUGCUCUCUUGCAGCAGAACUUUCGAUUCUUCAAAAGCAAAGGAUCUUUUAGGCUAUGCUCCUGUUGUGCCACUUCAGGAAGGUAUAAAGAGGACAAUAGACUCGUUCUCACACUUAACAGCUCAAAAUCAACCCAAAGAAGAAGUUACUAAUAAGCUUCGAUGGAAAAAGCAGACACUGAUUGCUAUAGUCAUUCUGAUUACUCUCUAUCUUAAAUUUGUUGCAACGACCGGAUAUUCUGUCGUAAUAACUGCGAUUUUGGUAGCAUCAAUUAUUUUGUUCUUCCGUGGCAUUAUACCAGAGAAAAUGAAAUUGGUGGGGAGCGAGAAGAAUGACUAAAGAAGACAAUCUUCAACGAUUCAUUUUGAGCUUUUUUAAUUUUUAAUUUUUUUAAUCAGGUAAACGGCUUAAACCUGACUUCUUUGUGUACAUGGAUGUUGAUUUGAGUUUGACUUGCGUGUAUUUACCGUUUGUUACCUCAACUCUAUUAACAAUCAAAUUUUUUUUUGUUGCAUU